Mytilus trossulus (common blue mussel) is the source of this 291-nucleotide messenger RNA. RefSeq lists its product as uncharacterized. NCBI's taxonomy places the organism in Eukaryota, Metazoa, Mollusca, Bivalvia, Mytilida, Mytilidae. The transcript is spliced from 4 exons. The record is from RefSeq and is a predicted model, not a curated record. The coding region runs from base 1 to 291 and encodes 96 amino acids.
AUGCAGGCGAUAUGUUUACGACAUGGUGCAUACCUGGCCAACUUUGAGACAUUAGAAGAAUUGAUGUUAAUGAAAUAUGAAUUGAAGAAGAUAAAUACUGGUCAACAUUACUACAUUGGUGGACGUAACGUUAACAGAUAUAAGUCUGGCGGCGAUUGGAGAUGGAUUAAACAUGGAAAGAUGACUAAGAUGACAUACUUUGCAUUCGAUUCCUCAGAACCAAAUGGAUCCUUUUCUUCACCAGAAGAUUGUUUACUUUUCCAUGGAACUCGAGGUUACAUUUCUUCAUAA